UCCCGUACCCGCGGUGGCGGCUGCAAACUUGCUGCGGCGGGCUGCGUGUGAAGGCACAGCCCGGCGGGGCGGCUCCGCUGCCCUCGCAGCCCCCGCCGUCGCGCCCGCAGCCCGGGGGACGAGGCCGCCGCCCGCGGGCAUGCGGCGCCGCCGCCGCGCCCGUCGAGACACGGUGUGGAGCCGCGGGCGGCGGGGCUGCGCUUAGGGCCGGCCGGGGCGGGAGCCCCAUGUCUGAGGCUCGCCGAGCUCCGCGGGCAGGCGGCGGGGCGAUGAGCUGGCGGGGCGAGCGGGCGCGCCUGGCCCCCGUUUUGCCCUGCUCCCUAACCCGUGGGGAGUGAGGCUCCGCGAAGCCCGCUCGGUGCUCCCGGAAGGGCGGGCAAGCGGGCGGGAGGUGGUGCCGGCGCGGGGAUGCUGCAGCCCUCCCCCGGCGCCGACGGGGUCCUGCCGGGGUAGCGGCCCCGCCGUGCCGCGCCGAAUCCCGCCGUCUGCGGGGGCGGCGGCCGCGGAGGGAUGGAGCCGACCGGCCCCUGCCGGGCGCAGCUGGUGUCCGCCAACGACUCUUACCAAAACUGUAGCGCCGAGGAAGUGAUCUACCAAGAUGCCACCCCCCUCUCCGGGAAGAUCGUGCUCGCCGUCGUCCUGGCGCUGCUCACCCUGGCCACGGUGCUCUCCAACGCCUUUGUCAUCGCCACGGUCUACCAGACGAGGAAACUCCACACGCCGGCCAACUAUCUGAUCGCCUCGUUGGCCGUCACCGACCUCCUCGUUUCCAUCCUCGUCAUGCCUAUCAGCACCGUGUACACUGUGACCGGCAAGUGGAAGCUGGGUCAGAUAGUCUGCGAUAUCUGGCUGUCCUCGGACAUCACCUGUUGCACGGCGUCCAUCCUGCACCUCUGUGUCAUCGCCCUGGACCGCUACUGGGCGAUCACCGACGCCGUCGAGUACUCCACGAAACGGACUCCCAAGCGGGCAGCGGGCAUGAUCGCACUGGUAUGGAUCUUCUCCAUCUGCAUCUCCAUGCCCCCUUUGUUUUGGCGGCAGGCGAAGGCUGAGGAGGUCUCUCACUGUGUGGUGAACACAGACCACGUCCUCUACACCGUAUACUCCACGGUAGGAGCCUUCUACUUCCCCACUCUGCUUCUGAUAGCCCUUUACGGGAGGAUCUACGUGGAAGCCAGGUCGCGGAUUUUGAAGCAGACGCCAAAGAAAGCAGGUAAAAGACUAACGCGGGCUCAGUUAAUCACGGACUCCCCGGGGUCGACCUCCUCCGUCACGUCCAUAAACUCCAAGGCUCCUGAGGGAUCCAGCGAAACGGGCUCCCCCGUGUACAUGAACCAGGUGAAGGUGAAGGUCUCGGAUGCCCUGCUGGAGAAAAAGAAGCUGACGGCCGCUAGAGAGCGGAAAGCUACAAAGACUUUAGGGAUUAUUUUAGGAGCCUUUAUCGUCUGUUGGCUGCCUUUUUUCAUCAUCAGCCUGGUAUUGCCUAUUUGCAAGGACGCUUGCUGGUUCCACAUGGCCAUCUUUGACUUUUUCACGUGGCUUGGAUAUCUCAACUCCCUCAUCAACCCCGUCAUCUAUACUAUGUCUAACGAAGACUUCAAACAAGCUUUUCACAAACUCAUACGUUUCCGAUACACAGGUUGAGAUGUUGAAUGCGAUGUGUUCUCCGGGGCAGCCCCCAUGCACGCCCGCGCCCGGCGCCACAGAAUCAAGUUGCUAUUGUAAAGACCCACUGCUUGAAACUUCCCCAAGCCCAGUUGCCAGACUCAUGAUGCUGCAAAAACGUCAAUACAUACUGCCACCAAACUGCUCAGCUCUGCGUUUCAGUGUAAUGACUCUGGCAGAGAUGCUGUUCCAAUAGGCACGCAGAUCAGUUGCAAAAAAAGAGGGCAGCCUCGAAUCAAGGUUUAUAAUUCAUCUGGAAUGAAGAAAAAAGUUUGAGAGUAAACUCCAUUUAUUUUGCAGGCUUAACUUCUUAAUUUGUUCUCCAACCGGUUGUAGGGGUGUGCACAAGAGCACAGUUGUCUCUGUCCGUGUUGGUAGCGUAGUUGUACUUCUGCACAUCUGUAAUUUCUUUCAGUGGAAAGAGUUGCUUCCUUCACUUAGGAGGCCAAAAGGAGAAAAAAGCAGCUUUUAAAA
This is a messenger RNA of Pseudopipra pipra, 2139 nucleotides long. RefSeq names its product 5-hydroxytryptamine receptor 1B (gene HTR1B). The coding region runs from base 511 to 1644 and encodes 377 amino acids. The record is from RefSeq and is a predicted model, not a curated record. Gene Ontology annotation, cellular component: dendrite; plasma membrane. Gene Ontology annotation, biological process: vasoconstriction; G protein-coupled receptor signaling pathway, coupled to cyclic nucleotide second messenger; regulation of behavior. The transcript has 2 exons. Lineage: Eukaryota; Metazoa; Chordata; Aves; Passeriformes; Pipridae. Gene Ontology annotation, molecular function: neurotransmitter receptor activity; G protein-coupled serotonin receptor activity.